Cucurbita maxima (winter squash) is the source of this 282-nucleotide messenger RNA. Its product is annotated as probable splicing factor 3A subunit 1. The record is from RefSeq and is a predicted model, not a curated record. Gene Ontology annotation, molecular function: protein binding. Lineage: Eukaryota; Viridiplantae; Streptophyta; Magnoliopsida; Cucurbitales; Cucurbitaceae. The annotation marks the transcript as partial. The transcript has a single exon.
CUUUGGUGGCAGGGACCCAUUCGCAUCAGUGUAUCUUUUCCUAAUGUUGAUGAUGGAAAUCUGAAAGGUCAAGUUCUUGAGAUUACAGUCCAGUCCUUAACUGAAAGUGUUGGAAGUUUAAAAGGGAAGAUCGCGGGUGAGAUCCAGCUUCCAGCAAACAAACAAAAAUUGAGUGGAAAACCGGGAUUUGUCAAGGACAAUAUGUCGCUUGCAUAUUACAACGUUGGAGCAGGAGGAACACUUUCACUAUCUUUAAGGGAACGUGGUGGUAGAGAGAGAUGA